GAGUGGAUCGUGUUUAGCCAGUCCGCUACAUUGACACUGUUCUGUGAAACUGAUACUUCGUGAACGUAGAUGUCGUGAUUCGCUUCGGUGAAUCGUCUGGAGUUCCGCUGAACUGUGAAGCCACGUCGCUCAUUGGCCAGUAUUAGUUCCCUUUGACUACUUCGGCUUCUGCUAUUGGCUGAGCCGCAGCCUGCCCGUGGACCCGCCUCCUCCCAGCAAAACGGACUGAUUCUGAUUGAUAAUUUAAAGGCAGUCUUUCUGUUCAUCCUUCCAGUACGCGUCUCCACCGUUUUUACACAAAGUGUUUCAGCCAGCCAGUCUUACCGCACGACCCAAGCGGACACCAAGCUCCCAGUGGUACCGGGUGAAGCCUCGGUGGCGUGAAGGCAGGUGUUGAGGACUGUCUUUCUCUCUCUGCCUCAUUCUGUUGUUCUGAGUCAUGGCGACCUCUCUGCUCAGCAGGCAGCUGGUCCUCUCCCUCCAGCAGAACCUCAGGCUCACUGCACCAGGCUGCAGGUAUAUGAGUAAGGCAGCAGCUAAGACUCAGGUGGAGUUUGAAUACGAUGGGCCGUCCAUGAAGACCGAGGUCCCAGGACCCCGUUCCAAGGAGCUGACCAAACAGUUGGGAGAGAUUCAGAACGUGGGAGCAAUCAAUUUCUUCUGUAACUAUGAGGAGAGCAGAGGAAACUACCUGGUGGACGUGGACGGAAACCGCAUGCUGGACGUCUACACACAGAUCUCCUCUAUUCCUAUUGGAUACAACCAUCCCUCACUCAUUAAAGUGAUGUCCAACCCCAACAAUAUGAGUGCGUUUGUGAACAGGCCAGCUCUUGGGAUCAUGCCACCCGAGAACUUUCCAGAAAAGCUGGCAGAAAGCCUUCUCUCAGUUGCUCCUAGUGGUAUGAGCCGUGUUCAGACCAUGGCCUGUGGAUCCUGCUCCAAUGAGAAUGCAUAUAAAGCCAUGUUCAUCUGGUACAGAAAUAAGGAGAGAGGCCACAACAACCCCUCUGAUGAAGACAUGAGCUCCUGUAUGAUCAACCAGAGUCCUGGCUGUCCAGACUUCAGCAUCCUGUCAUUUAUGGGUGGAUUUCAUGGCAGAACAAUGGGUUGCUUGGCAACGACGCACUCCAAGGCCAUCCACAAGCUGGAUGUGCCGUCAUUUGAUUGGCCGAUCGCUCCCUUCCCUAAACUGAAGUACCCUCUGGAGGAGUUCACACGGGAGAACGCACAGGAAGAGGCCCGCUGCCUGGAGGAGGUAGAGGACCUGAUAGUUCAGUGGCGUCAGAAGGGCCGGCCGGUGGCUGGGAUAGUGAUAGAACCCAUCCAGGCUGAGGGAGGAGACAACCACGCAACACCAGACUUCUUCAAGAAGCUACGGAACAUCGCACGCAAGCAUGGCAGUGCGUUCCAUGUGGAUGAGGUGCAGACAGGGGGAGGAGCUACGGGGAAGUUCUGGGCUCAUGAACACUGGGGGAUGGACGACCCUGCUGACAUCGUCUCCUUCAGUAAGAAGAUGCUCACUGGAGGUUAUUACCAUAAAGACGAGCUGCAGGCAGACAAGGCCUACCGUAUCUUUAACACGUGGAUGGGUGACCCGUCUAAGAACCUGUUCCUGGCUGAGGUUCUGAACGUGAUCCGCAGAGAGAACCUUCUGGAAGAGGUGACCCGCUCUGGAAAGACUCUGCUACAGGGACUCUACCAACUACAGGACCAGUACCCUAACCUGUUGAGCAGUGCUCGGGGACAGGGGACAUUCUGUGCCAUCGACAUCCGUGAUGACGCCACACGAAACAGCAUCCUCCUCAAAGCCCGGGACAAGGGUGUUCUGCUGGGUGGCUGUGGAGAUCGGUCCAUCCGGUUCCGUCCUGCUCUGGUCUUUAAAGAGUACCAUGUUCACAUGUUCCUGAACGUGUUCAGCGACGUCCUGGCAGAACACAACUAGAACGCUGUCCCGGGUACCGUCCCCACUGGACUGGGCCAAA
Molecule: messenger RNA, 1982 nt
Organism: Oncorhynchus tshawytscha (Chinook salmon)
Lineage: Eukaryota; Metazoa; Chordata; Actinopteri; Salmoniformes; Salmonidae
Product: 4-aminobutyrate aminotransferase, mitochondrial-like
Exons: 16
Coding region: 440-1942 (500 amino acids)
Biological process (GO): GABA catabolic process
Cellular component (GO): mitochondrion
Molecular function (GO): pyridoxal phosphate binding
Source: RefSeq, a predicted model, not a curated record